Didymosphaeria variabile is the source of this 1518-nucleotide messenger RNA. It is a transcript of the gene PEX2, whose product is annotated as peroxisome assembly protein (Peroxin-2). Gene Ontology annotation, biological process: protein import into peroxisome matrix. The record is from RefSeq and is a predicted model, not a curated record. Bases 1 to 1518 code for a protein of 505 amino acids. Gene Ontology annotation, molecular function: zinc ion binding. Gene Ontology annotation, cellular component: peroxisomal membrane. NCBI's taxonomy places the organism in Eukaryota, Fungi, Ascomycota, Dothideomycetes, Pleosporales, Didymosphaeriaceae. The transcript has a single exon.
AUGCCUUCCGCCGACUUCGCCGCCGCCCAAGAACGCAUAGCUGCCCGCCGCGCACAACGCGCCCGCAAACUUCCCUCCUCCCGCGCACCCGCCUCCACACGUCUCCCACUCAGCACAUCCGUCCUCUCAAUAUGGGACUCGAUAAAAGGCCGGGAAGGCACACAUCCCGCCUUCCGCGUCGGGCAGGUAGACGCAGAACUGUUAGAUGAAGAGCUGCUAGGCCUGCUAAAGGGGCAAGUCGGCGAAGGACUCAAAUACUUCGGACAAAAUAUCACAGACGCCUGGGCGCCCGAGAUCCUCCUCGCACUACGACUAAUCCUCUUUAAGCUGAGCAUAUGGAACAACAAUGCAAGCUACGGCGCGCAUUUACAAGGCCUCCGCUACACAGAUGCGCGAAGCAGCGCGCCCGACCGACCAACACCCGUGAAAUGGCAGAAGAUAGCUUACGGGGUAGUCACAGUAGGAGGACGCUAUGCAUGGACAAAGUGGGAAGAAUACCUCCUCGCCGCACAAGAAGAUUAUACCAGACCACAAGGCGACACCCUGAGCUUCGCAAGCCGGAUAACGGAGUACCUAGACUCAGCGCACGACAUCGCAUCCCUGACCUCCUUCCUCGUCUUCCUCGUAAACGGACGGUACAGAACUCUCACAGACCGCUUGCUUAGGCUGAGAUUAACGCCCACGAGUCACUCCACGAGUAGAGAAGUCUCCUUUGAGUACCUAAACAGGCAAUUGGUGUGGCACGCCUUCACCGAAUUUCUGCUCUUCCUGCUCCCUCUAGUCGGCAUCUCCCGAUGGCGCCGCAUCCUCGCGCGCACUUGGCGGAAAGCCAAAGUCUCUAUCCUCGCACUGCUCGGUCGCUCGCCAGCCCCCAUCGACGAAGACGACGAGUCAAAACCCGCCGGGGAGUUGGGAUUCCUGCCUGGACGUACAUGCGCCAUAUGCUACCGCGAUCAGAAUCCCACGACAGCUACAGAGCAGGAUAUCAUAUCGCAAUCUGCGGGCGGCGGCGGCGUUGUAGGAUCCGCGGCGACUGAUAUUACGAAUCCGUAUGAAGCAGUGCCGUGCGGGUGUGUGUAUUGUUUCGCAUGCCUAGCGCAGCGCAUUGCGAACGAGGAGGGCGAAGGGUGGACAUGUCUUCGUUGCGGUGAAAACAUAAAAGAGUGCAGGCCAUGGGAUGGAGAUGUGCUAGAAAAUCCUCGUCGGUCUCAGUCGCAAUCUAGUGGAGGUAACGGAAAGAGUGUUGGGUUUGCAGCUGUGGAAGGCGCGGAGAGCACUAGGGACGAGAAGGCGGGACUGAGGGAGGUGGAUCCUAUGCCAGAGGAAGAUCAGGAGGUUGAUGAAGAGUCGUUCGUUGAAGAGAGUAGAUCACGGAGCUUGGAUUGGGGACAGGCUCUUGAUGAAAGCGCUGAGUGGGCGCGGGCAAGUGAUGAUCGGAGUACAGACCAAGAUAAUCAGAGCGAAGAGUAUGACGAAGAUGAACAAGAAGAGGGCGAGGAACUAGACUUUGACCAAUGA